Molecule: messenger RNA, 828 nt
Organism: Grammomys surdaster
Lineage: Eukaryota; Metazoa; Chordata; Mammalia; Rodentia; Muridae
Gene: Lrcol1
Product: leucine rich colipase like 1
Exons: 6
Coding region: 113-697 (194 amino acids)
Biological process (GO): lipid catabolic process; digestion
Cellular component (GO): extracellular region
Molecular function (GO): enzyme activator activity
Source: RefSeq, a predicted model, not a curated record
GCUAACCUGUAACCCUCUACUUCAAGGCUGACGUCUGCUCGGAAACUGCAGUUUGGCUGCUCUCACAGCACAGAGGAGCGAGUGGACCUGAGGCAAGGAGGCCCAACAGGAGAUGUCUGUCACGGUGUGGACACUGUUGCUGCUGUUGCUGCUGCUCUGGGCUGUGCCCACAUUCCAAGCUAAGAACAUGAAGGUGGUUUCAGGCUACAAGGGGAUCGGAGAGAUGUGUCGGUACAAUUCUGAGUGUCAGAGCGACUGCUGUGUCACCAACAGCUUGAACCCACAGAAAUUCUGCACCCCCCAGACCGUGUUUUUGCAAUGUGUGUCCUGGAAGAAGCCAAACGGGUACCCCUGUGACGUAAGCACAGAAUGCCAGAGCAGGUGUUGCGUCAGGACUAGCAGCAGCCUAGACAAAUUCUGCUCAGCAAAGACCAUCUUCUUGCAGUGUGUGACUUGGCGCAAGCCCGAAGGAGACAAAUGCCAAAACCACCUUGAAUGCUGGACCCUAUGCUGCCUCCCACUGAGCGAGAACAGCCCUCCCCACUGCACAAAGCGCACCGGGCUCCUGGCCCUCUGCCUGCCGAAGGUGAGUAUGAAUGAACACGAUCUUGUGAGAACUAAAACUGGACUUCAGAGAGAUGAGAGUGCUUUGCUCACAUCCAGACUCUUUCCUUAUUUGGGUUCUGAAAAUCUGUAGGAAUUAGAGACGUCUGUUGCUUGUUGUUAAUGUGAAUUCCUUGAGUCCCACACAUGAAGCAUCCAGGGGGGAAAAUAUCACAGGAUCACUGCUCAGUUACUACACGUAAAUAAAAACAACUGAUUGACAAG